Salvelinus fontinalis (brook trout) is the source of this 6474-nucleotide messenger RNA. RefSeq names its product ATP-dependent zinc metalloprotease YME1L1-like. The record is from RefSeq and is a predicted model, not a curated record. NCBI's taxonomy places the organism in Eukaryota, Metazoa, Chordata, Actinopteri, Salmoniformes, Salmonidae. Gene Ontology annotation, biological process: protein quality control for misfolded or incompletely synthesized proteins; mitochondrion organization. Gene Ontology annotation, cellular component: mitochondrial inner membrane. Gene Ontology annotation, molecular function: metalloendopeptidase activity; ATP binding; ATP hydrolysis activity. The coding region runs from base 385 to 2598 and encodes 737 amino acids. The transcript is spliced from 18 exons.
AUGGCCAAUACAUAGCAGCAAUCCAGGGUUUAUAUUUUUUACAGUCUGGUAUACGUCAUUGGUCAUGACCCACACUUUAUGAUAAGCUGCUUUACAGGGUAAGGGAAACAAUGCAAAAUGUAAUUUUGUAAUUUGGGUGAACUAUCCCUUAAGGGUUGUUUAUUUAAGCCUUUAGCCAGCGAACUUACUCCGGUUGUCAAAAAUAAAAAUAUCCGGUUGACCUUUAAAAUGAGCAGCUUUCCUCUUGCGAACUUCACGGGCGGUUCGCACAUUGAACAGGAUUUUCAGUAACAUUAGCUAAAGGAACACAGACAGAGAAACAAGGACAAUUCGGAAAGGAACGUUGAAACAUAUUUGUUGGUCUGUCUAAGAGCGACAUUGGCAAUGUUUUCCUUGUCAACAACAGUCCAACCACAGGUCACUGUCCCCCUGAGUCACCUGAUCAACGCCCUCCACUCCCUGAAGAGCUCAGUGGGAAGCAGCAGCAGUGCUACUGCUAAACCUCCGCACAAACAGCAUGCCUCAGAACAGGACUUGCAUAGUAACGAGCCCACGUGGAGCCUGAGGGACCUGGGCCUGUCUGACCUGGGCGUGCGGCAGCUGGACGAGCUAGUGAGCGGUGUGUUACCACGUCUGAGUCAACAGGGUGUGUCGUCCUCAUCCAGCCCCAGCCAAAAGGCCUGGAGGACGUCCCACUUGUCCUCACAGUCAUUCUUUCACAACAAGCAUGGUGAGGCUAAGGACAUGCCUAUUGAUAAGGAAGAUUAUUGGAACUCUACUGCUGGGUUCUUUGGUGGCAAAAUUGGCAUUGACUCCCCUGUUUUCUGCAGACAGAUCCCCUCCCCUCUUCAAACUGUUUUCACAGAGCUCCACUACUGGCCAGUGUGGGUCCAAAGCCGAGGCUUUAAAACUCUAAGGAAAAACAAGCGACUGCAGGCAGGCUUUGAGCGUCCCAUGGAACCAGAUGGCUUUACCCCAUCUUUUAUGAAGGGCCUCCUGACACGUGAUAAGGGGAUGGAGGUGGAAACCUUGGACAAGCUCCUGAAGAGCAAGAACAUUCCAGAUGGGCAGCAAGAUUCUUUUAAGACCGGGUUUGCCGAGGGCUUCCUAAAAUCCCAAGCGCUGACACAGCGCAAACAAGAUUCUCUGAGGAGGACGAGGUUUAUACUGCUGGUCCUGCUGCUGGUGGGACUCUACGGCCUCUCCAAGACCCCCUUCCUAUCGGUGCGGUUCCGAACCACAUCAGGCCUGGACUCGGUGGACCCUGUCCAGAUGAAGAACGUGACAUUUGAGCACGUCAAGGGGGUGGAGGAGGCCAAGAACGAGCUGCAGGAGGUGGUGGAGUUCCUCCGGAGCCCAGAGAAGUUCACCGUCCUCGGAGGGAGACUGCCGAAAGGGAUUUUGCUGGUUGGCCCCCCUGGCACUGGGAAGACUCUGUUGGCCAGAGCCGUAGCUGGAGAGGCCGACGUCCCCUUCUAUUACGCCACCGGUUCGGAAUUUGAUGAGAUGUUUGUGGGGGUUGGAGCCAGUCGCAUCAGGAACCUCUUCAGGGAAGCUAAAGCCAACGCCCCAUGCGUGAUCUUCAUUGACGAGUUGGACAGUGUCGGAGGGAAGAGAAUCGAGUCUCCCAUGCACCCUUACUCCAGACAGACCAUCAACCAGCUACUGGCUGAGAUGGACGGGUUCAAACCAAAUGAAGGGGUCAUCAUCAUCGGGGCGACAAACUUCCCUGAGGCUUUGGAUAACGCUCUGAUUAGGCCGGGACGUUUUGACAUGCAGGUCACUGUCUCCAAACCAGACGUGAAAGGACGCACAGAAAUCCUCAACUGGUAUUUAAGGAAGAUCAAAGUAGACCCUGACAUCGAGGCUGGGAUCAUCGCCAGGGGCACAGUGGGCUUCUCCGGGGCCGACCUGGAGAACCUGGUGAACCAGGCAGCUCUGAAGGCGGCGGUGGAUGGCAAAAACAUGGUGACCCUCAAAGAGCUGGAGUUCGCCAAGGACAAGAUCCUCAUGGGCCCAGAGAGGAGGAGUGUGGAAAUAGACAAGAAGAACAAGGAGAUCACAGCGUACCAUGAGUCUGGCCACGCUAUCGUGGCGUACUACACCAAGGACGCCAUGCCCAUCAAUAAGGCCACCAUCAUGCCCAGAGGUUCUUCCCUGGGUCAUGUGUCCAUGCUCCCGGAGGAUGACCGCUGGAGCGAGACGCGAGCUCAGCUGCUGGCCCAGAUGGACGUCAGCAUGGGAGGCCGUGUGGCAGAGGAGAUCAUAUUUGGCAAUGAGUUCAUCACCACUGGGGCAUCAAGUGACUUUGAUGCUGCCACCAAAAUUGCAAGAAUGAUGGUGACCAGAUUUGGAAUGUGUGAGAGGCUGGGUGUCAUGACCUAUGCUGACCAAACCAAACAGAGCCCGGAAACACAGGCUGCCAUCGAACAUGAAGUCAGGAUACUUUUAAAGGAUUCGUACGAGCGCGCCAGGGCGCUCCUCAAGUCUCACGCCAAGGAGCACAAGAACCUGGCAACCGCCCUGCUGCAAUACGAGACGCUGGAUGCCAAAGAGAUCAAGAUGGUCCUGGAGGGCAAGGCCCUAGAGAUCAGAUGAGACCUCCAAGGGUGGAGGCGUCACUCUGUUUAUUGGGGGGAUGGGGUGGGGAGAGGAGACAAAAUAUGGCUGUGGAUUAGGGUAGGGAAGCAUAGGAACUGUUGGGAUUGGCUUUUUGGAAGGUGUUGGAAUGUAAAUAUAUGAAAUUUAAGGUUUCAAGAUAGGAUAAUUUUUUUAUGUAAAAUAUGUACGCAAACUACGCACAGUCUUAUCUUCCUGUUAAUGUCUGGAUAGUUGUUAGGAUCAUUAUUGUCGAUAACAAGGAGGAUUGUGGGAUUUCCCUUCAAAUUGGUAGGGGCAAUCAGCAGUUGCUGCAUCCAUUUUUGGAUUUAUUAAUUAAUGAUAUGUACCCAUUUGAUUCUUGAAGAAUAGAACUUAUAAAUGCCUCAUGAGUUUAGUUCAACUGUCAUACCCCAUCAGAACCCAAAAUAUACGCUUGUAUUACACCAAUGUUUGUACACAAACUAAAUGUAAACAAACACUGUAAAGCCUAAAAAUUGCCAGAUUCACACAUUUUGUUAGUAGUUUGUAUGUAUCCCAUUGCCAUAUGACCUCUUUUUCAAUGUACCCUGUCGUGUGUGUGUGCGCACGCACAUUGAAUGUUUUUGGGCUAUUAAGUCCCAAGUCCAGUGAGUCCAUGCCCUGGUUCCUCAGAAUCACUACAAAAUAAUCUUACCAGUAAAAUACAGUUGUCUCUACCUGAGACUGUCAAUCAUGAAUUUGUAAUAAGGAAUCUGAUUCCCCCUAAAUAGUCUAACAACUUUUCCCAGUUUUAAUUUGUAAGUCGCUCUGGAUAAGAGCGUCUGCUAAAUGACUUAAAUGUAAUGUAAAUGUACCAAUAUUCCCAGGUUUGAGCCUUGUGUGCUAGUUGCCGUUUCAAAGGUGGCCUUUUGGGAAUGUACGUGUACUCGGAGUAGGGACUCUUUUGGACUUGAGCCACAAUUCAAAUGUGUCUUAGCACUUUGGUCAGUCUGAUCACUUACUCAAUGUAUUUAUGUUAUCAAAUAUGUCAAUGCUGUGUGUAUAUAUAGAUGGGGGUGCUGCUGUGCUUUGAAAUUAUGCUUUUAUUCACUAAAUACUCAACGUUGGCAAAUUAAGCUGUGACGGGCCAUUGGGUCCUCCGUUUUUGGAUCUGACUAGUUCAUCCAUUUACAAUGAAAUACCUUACAAUUAUCUGGUUUCUAAGUCUAAACAAUUGUCAAAGUAACAGUUAAACCUAAGAGACCCUACAACUCCUCAUAUCCUGGUUCAUUCCCCACUUCUGCUGUGUACUCUCUAUUCACAUCUGAUACACAGCUGUCUCUCUAGCAUUACUUGAGUAGAUCUGUGAAUCCGUUUUUUUACAUUUCCUCACUUUGUAUGGUUUUAAGCACAGUGGCUCAGAACCUCACAGUGUAAGCAAGGACCGUCAUACUAAUUUGCUGACGUGUAGGCCUAUAAGGAAAACGGUCAAAUGCAUCUGUAGACAAUCGACUCAAUCGCUUCAACAAUGUAGUAUCUCCAUCUUUGGUGAGAAUGAACAGUUUUUACAGAAUGCUUUAGGCAAGAAUAUGGAACUCCUUUGAAAUGUCUGCUAAUGUUGAGUUGGAAGCAUGAAGAUUGUGAUACAAUGGAGGUUUAAAGCCAUACCUUUAGGAUGUAAUAAUGUGGGAUUAAAAGGUUUUUAAUUGUAAUUUUUUUGUCAACAAUCUACACUAAAUACUAAAAUGUCAAGUGGAAGAAUAUAUAUUUUUUAAGAUUGAUAGAAAUGAAAUAACAAAAAUAUAGUCCUUGCAAAAGUAUUCAGUCAAUAAAUACAUUGAGUAUACAAAACAUUAAGGACACCAGCUCUUUCCAUGACAGACUAACCAGGCGAAUCCAGGUGAAAGAUGUGAUCCCUUAUUGAUGUCAGUUGUUAAAUCCACUUCAGUCAGUGUAGAUGAAGUGGAGGAGACCGGUUAAAGUUUUUUUAAGCAUGUGUGCUAUUCAGAGGGUGAAUGGGCAAGACAAAAUAUUACAUUUCCGUUGAACGGGGUAUGGUAGUAGGUGCCAGGCACACUGGUUUGUGUCAAGAGCUGCACCACUGCUGGGUUUUCACACUCAACAGUUUCCUGUGUGUACCAAGAAUGGUCCACCACCCAAAGGACAUCCAGCUAACUUGACACAACUGUUGGAAGCAUUUGAGUCAACAUUGGCCAGCAUCCCUGUGGAACGCUUUCGACACCUUGUAGAGUCCAUGCCCCAACGAAUUUACAUUGUUCAAUUCGUCGGGGUGUGGGACAACUCAAUAUUAGGAAGGUGUCCUUAAUAAUUUGUACACUCGGUGUAUGUUAGAAACACCUUUGGCAGUGACUACAGCUGUGAGCCUUCUUGGGUAAGUCUAAGCUUUACACAUCUGGAUUGUGCAAUAUUAGCCAAUUAUUAUUUUUAUAAUUCUUAAAGCUCUGUCAAGAUGUUGGGACUCAUGGCUAGACAAAAAUGUUAGUCUUGCCAUAGAUUUUCAAUCAGAUUUAAUUCAAAACUGUAACUUGGCCACUCAGGAACUUUCCCUGUCUUCUUGGUAGGCAACUCCAGUGUAGAUUUGUGUUGUAGGUUAUUUUCCUGCUUAACGGUGAAUUCUUCUCCCAGUGACUGCUGUAAAGUAGACUGAAGCAGGUUUUCCUCUAGGAUUUUACCUGUGCUUAGCACCAUCCCAUUUCUUUUUAUCCUGAAAAAGAGAUUUGCCAACAUCAAGCAUAUCCAUACCAUGAUGCAGCCACCACCAUGCUGGAAAAUAAGAAGGCAGUUAACUCAGUGAUGUGUUGAAUUUGCCCCGAACAUAAGGCUUUGCAUUUAGACCAAAAAGUGUGUUCCUUUGCUGUUUUUUUUCUCUUCAGUCAUACUUUAUUCUGUAUAUUUGUAUUUUUCUUUUGACUCUGUCGUUUAAGUCAUUAUGUCGUCAUUACAAUUUUGUUGAUCCAUCCUUAGUUUUCUCCAAUCACAGCCACAAUUUUCUCCAAUCACAGAAUAAUAGUAGAGAGAAUGAUUUAUUUCAGCUAUUAUUUCUUUCAUCACAUUCCCAGUGGGUCAGAAGUUUACAUACACUCAAUUAGUAUUUGGUAGCAUUGCCUUUACAUUGUUUAACUUGGGUCAAACGUUUCGGGUAGCCUUCCACAACCUUCCCACAAUAAGUUGGGUGAAUUUUGGCCCAUUCCUACUGACAAAGCUGGUGUAACUGAGUCAGGUUUGUAGGCCUCCUUGCUCCCACAGACUAUCAGUUCUGCCCACAAAUGUUCUAUAGGAUUGAGGUCAGGGCUUUAUGAUGGCCACUCCAAUACCUUGACACCUUGACUUUGUUGUCCUGAAGCCAAUUUUUUUUCUGAGGUCUUGGCUGAUUUCUUUUGAUUUUCCCAUGAUGUCAAGCAAAGAGGCACUGAGUUUGAAGGUAGGCCUUGAAAUACAUCCACAGGUACACCUCCAAUUGACUCAAAUGAUGUCAAUUAGCCUAUCAGAAGCUUCUAAAGCCAUGACAUAAUUUUCUGGAAUUUUCCUAGUGUUUUUAACGGCACAGUCAAUUUAGUGUAUGUAAACUUCUGACCCACUGGAAUUGUGAUACAGUGAGUUAUAAGUGAAAUAAUCUGUCUGUAAGCAUAUGUUGGGAAAAUUUCUUGUGUCACGCACAAAGUAGAUGUCCUAACCGACUUGCCAAAACUAUAGCUUGACAGUUGUUUGUGGAGUGGUUGAAAAACACGUUUUAAUGUCUCCAACCUAAGUGUAUGUAAGCUUCUGACUUCAACUGUAAAUGAUCCUUGUGUCGCUCCCUCUUUGAACUAUUGGCUGCCCGAUAAACAAAAUAACAUUCUGUGUAACAAUAAAUCCAUAGCAUUUACAGCACAAUAAAAUAUAUACAAACUCAUA